AUGGGCACUGGCAUGGGUUUAAUGUUUGCUAUGGGUCUCCCGCUAGCGCACCCACAGGAGACUCGCCAAGGCCCCCGAGGCGAGCGUGACCGCGGUGCCGGAAGCCACGAGAACCACCCGUUGCGCAACAAUGCGAACGCCAUGAUCGAUACCCGUUCCGAUGACGCCAGCGACGGCGCCCGAGGUCCAGUGGGGAGGAGUCAGCUCUCCGCCGAUAAGCCGGACAAGGAGGGCAAGGUCGGCCGGAAGUUGGGUGGAAAUUGA
Messenger RNA from Sordaria macrospora k-hell, 264 nucleotides. RefSeq lists its product as uncharacterized. Lineage: Eukaryota; Fungi; Ascomycota; Sordariomycetes; Sordariales; Sordariaceae. The record is from RefSeq and is a predicted model, not a curated record.